Messenger RNA from Naegleria lovaniensis, 393 nucleotides. RefSeq lists its product as uncharacterized. NCBI's taxonomy places the organism in Eukaryota, Heterolobosea, Eutetramitea, Acrasida, Naegleriidae. Gene Ontology annotation, molecular function: dynein intermediate chain binding. The record is from RefSeq and is a predicted model, not a curated record. Gene Ontology annotation, biological process: microtubule-based movement. Bases 1 to 393 code for a protein of 130 amino acids. The transcript has 4 exons. Gene Ontology annotation, cellular component: cytoplasm; cytoplasmic dynein complex.
AUGAACGACACAGAUCCCUCGAAUACAACGCUCUCGGAGUUGGCACUAUUUCAAUUGAGACCAAAUUUUAGGCACAAAUUUAAAUCAUCGGAAGUGAAAGAAAUUAUUAAGGAAGUGGUAACAAAUCGAUUAAAAGGAAAGGACUAUCAAAUGGAACAAGUACAACAAUGGAUAAAAGAUAUUUGCAACGAAAUACGAGACAAGUGUAUGGAACUUAAAUAUGAUCGAUAUAAAUUUAUAGUCAACGUCAUGAUAGGAGAACAACGAGGAGAAGGAGUCAAAAUGGGCUGUCGUUGUUUUUGGGAUGAAGAUUGUGACUCGUAUGCCACACAUACCUUUAUGAAUCACUCAUUAUUCUGCAGUGUCACCACCUUUGGUGUGUAUAAUUACUAA